AUGCUGCGCCCACACCGGCUCCGGGAGGUUUAUUGUUUAGGAGCUAAAAAACAGCCGAGGCAGUACGAGCACGUCAGGCGGGAUGUGGACCCCGAGGAGGCCUGGCUGGUGCUGGGCGAGCUGGGCGACGGCGCUUUUGGCAAGGUCUUUAAGGCACAGAACAAGGUGACGGGGACGUUGGCGGCCGCCAAGGUGAUCGACACCCCGAGCGAGGAGGAGCUGGAGGACUACGUGGUGGAGAUCGAGAUCUUGGCUUGCUGCGACCACCCCAACAUCACCAAGCUGCUGGAUGCGCUCUACUGGGACGGGCGGCUCUGGAUCCUGGUGGAGUUUUGUCCCGGAGGGGCCGUGGAUGCAGCAAUUUUGGAGCUGGAGAAAGGCUUGACGGAGGAGCAGAUCCGAGCGGCUUGCAAGCAGCUGCUGCUGGCGCUGCAGUACCUGCACGGUUGCAAGAUCAUCCACAGGGACGUGAAGGCUGGUAACAUCCUGCUGACCCUCGACGGGGACGUCAAGCUGGCCGAUUUUGGCGUCUCGGCCAAAAAUUCCAGCACCGUCCAGCGGCGGGUGUCCUUCAUCGGCACGCCGUACUGGAUGGCCCCGGAGGUGGUGCAGUGUGAGACGUCCAAGGAGAGCCCCUACGGCUACAAGGCUGACAUCUGGUCACUGGGCAUCACGCUGAUUGAGAUGGCCGAGAUGGAGCCCCCCUACCAUGAGCUGAACCCACUCCGGGUGCUGCUGAAGAUCGCCAAGUCCCAGCCACCCACCCUGCGUCACCCCAAGAGGUGGUCUGAAGACUUCAAGGACUUCCUGAGGAAAUCCUUGGAGAAGAGCCCCGAGGCGCGGUGGUCAGCCAGCCAGCUCCUGCAGCACCCCUUCGUGGCGGGCAUCUCCGACAAGCGGCCGCUCCGGGAGCUGGUGGCCGAAGCCUGGGCUGACGUGCUGGAGGAAGAGGAUGAGGAUGAAGGUGCGGUCCCCUUGCCUGGGCAGGAGCACGGAGAGUCCUCCUGCCCCCCGACCCCGGGGGGUCCCCCGGAGCAUCAGCCCCCAGACAGAGCAAGGAGAGUCGGCGCGGAGCCGGGCAUCCCAUCUGACAUCCAGGUGGUGGCAGAGCCCAGGACCAAGAGAGUGUCCGACUUCUUGAAGCAAAUGAGGAGGAGGUCCUCGCCCGAGCCCACGGGCUCCAUGAGGCUCCCUGCGAAGAGGCCGUCCGAGUUUCUGAAGCUGAUGCGGCGCAGAUCGUUUUUUGGAGGGAUGAAGUCCCAAGAAACAGCUAAGGAGCAGCACGGGGCAGAGCCGAAUGGGUUGGAGAUUACGGUGCUGGAUGCUCCUCAAGGGCCAUCAGUCCCAGCAGAGGCAGGAGGAGAAGUUCAAGGGUGUCAAGAGGAGGAGACCAGCCCUCUGGGGACCCCCUGCAAUGUGGCCGAGCUCCCCUCGGGGCCACAGCGGGCAGGAGACCUUGCUGAACUGCAAGAGCUGAAGGCAGAGCAGGUUGGACCCAAGGCAGAGCCCCAGGAGGAAAGCCAACAGGCCAACGCAUCACCGGUGGCCGAAACACCUACGGAGGGACAGCUUGCAGCCCAACCGAGCCCUGUUUUGACCCCCAAAAUGGAUACAAAGAAGGAAUCAAGCAGAGACCCUACUUUUAACUCACUGGCCCUGCCUGCACCCACGGAUGGGGACUGGCGCAGAGGCUCGGCCAUGGGGCAGCUGGUGGCAGCCCUGGACCUGUGGACCAUGGGGACCAAAACCCAGAGCUUCAAGUCGCUGGCAGAGCAUCAGCACCGGGUUACUCGGUCAUUGCUAGACCUGAAGGUUGAGGUUGGCUCCACUGGGGCUGAAGAUGGCCUUGGGAAGGAUGGUGAUGGAGCAGGGAGGGCACCCAUGGGACCUGAGGGUGCUGGAGAGCCUGGGGAGACUGAGCUGGUGGAGGAGAGAGUGCCAUGGGGUGACGAAUCGCUGAUGCCCAGUGUGACGGAGGAGGUAGUGGUGGGGUCAGACGUUCUCAAGGAGUGGCAAGAGCCUCCGGAUGCUCUGGGAGAGGCCGGAGAGAGGAACAAUGGGGAGACAAACUCAGCCAUGUGCGAGCCCAUCGCUGACCCUCUGGACCUGGUUGAGCAGGAGGUGGGGAGGAAUGAGGAGGAAGCCACAGACAACGCUGAAACUGGGGUGGAAACUUCUCCCAAGGAAGCCCUGGUGCCAGCAGAAGUGAAAUUGGAAGAGGGUGUUGUAAAAAGGUGUUUGACUGGAGACCGUAAACCAGUGGGAGAUGCAGCCAGCCCGGGGGGAGUGAUGCUGGCAGGAGAGGAACCGGAGGCAGCCUCCGUAGCGUGGGCAGGAGGGCGACCUGCAAGUGAGGAGGCCCAAAAUUCAGCAGAGGAUUCGUCCCCCGUGGAGGAGAUCCUGGGGUGUCUUGAAGAAGAAACAGAAGAGAAAGCUGAAAACAGCCCCAGAGAAAACCAGCCAGGAGCGGCUCAUGGGAAUGGCUGGAAAGGACAAGAUGGAAAUGAUGGAGAGCUUGGAGAAGAUGGGGUGCAGGUUGCUCCAGCUCCUGAAGGGCCAUCAAGGGAUGGACCUGGAGAGGAGAUGGGUGGCUUGGAGGGUCACGGAGCAGUGCCAGAGCCCCAGGAGGCCCUUGGUGGACAUCCAAAGGCCACAAAGACUGUGAGCUUUGAUGCUGCCCUUGUCCGCACCUCUUCCCAGGCGCGGGCAGCGUGGGAAGCAGGGAACACAGAUCCAUCCAUCACGUCAAAGCAAGGAGAGGAGCCAUCCCCUGUGGAAAAUCCUGCAGAUGUACAAGGUCCAAGUGCCCUCCCUGCAGCAGCGCAGCCUUUCCCCUCUGCCGGGGAAGCCCAGCAGGAACCUGCCUCGCUCCAAAGGACAGUCAAGAAAACCCGGAGGUUUAUGGUGGAUGGGGAGGAGGUGAGAGUGACAACUGCCAGGACCGUCGGCAAGGCUGGGGCGAGGGACGAGAUGGUGCGCUCGGCUCGGCGCCAGGAGCUCCGCGAGCUGCGAGUGCUGCAGAAGGAAGAGCAGCGAGCUCAGAGCCACCUGGAGCAGAAGUUUCACCAGCAGCGGGAGCAGAUGUUUCGUCACAUCGAGCAGGAGAUGAUGAACAAGAAGGAGUUUUACGACCGGGAGGUGGAGAGCUCGGAGCGGUGCUACCGGCAGCUGAAGGAGCGCCGGGAGCUUGAGUACACGGCGAGGCUGCAAGACGAGGCCAAGCGCCUCAAGUCCCUCCAGGAGAAGGACUGUGGGAGGAGGAUGCAAGAGCUGAAGGGCGACGGGAGAGAGGAGCAGCGGUUCCUGCAGCAGCAGCAGGAGGAACUCAACGCAGCCCUGCAGAGGGUCGUCCAGGAGCACAAGAAGAAGAUGACGUCCAUCGACUGGGAGUACAUCAGCAAGAUCCAUAGCCUCAGGAGAGCCCGCGAGUCGGUGGUGUGGAGCAUGGAGCAAGGGCACCUGCAGGAGAAGUACAAGCUCUUCAGGCAGCAGGUAAAGGAGCAGCACGUGCUGCAGAGGCAGCAGCUCCGCAAGCGCCAUGAGAAGGAGACAGAGAGGAUGAACCGCUUCCACCAGCUCUUGCUGGAGGAUCUGAGGAGCCAGCAGGCGCAGGAGCGGGCUCUGCUGCUAAAAAGCCAGCGCUGCGAUGCCAAAAUCCGCCUGGCCCUCUUCAAGGACAACCUGAAGAUCCAGGAGGCUAAUGGGGCCAAGCAGAGGGAGAGGGCCAAGCAGUUCAUGCAGCAGGAGGAGAGGCGGCAGCGAGCAGAGGCGCAGCAGCAGCAGGAGCAGCAGGCGCCGCCGCUGCGCAUGCUGGAGGAGGAACUGGGGAACUCGCUGCCGGUGCAGCGGCGAGGAGGGCGGCACGCCCCCCAGGGCAGCAACAGGAUCACCCGCUUCUUCCACCUCCUCUCCUGA
This is a messenger RNA of Fulmarus glacialis (Northern fulmar), 3915 nucleotides long. RefSeq names its product serine/threonine kinase 10 (gene STK10). Gene Ontology annotation, molecular function: protein serine/threonine kinase activity; ATP binding. The transcript is spliced from 18 exons. Gene Ontology annotation, biological process: protein phosphorylation. NCBI's taxonomy places the organism in Eukaryota, Metazoa, Chordata, Aves, Procellariiformes, Procellariidae. The coding region runs from base 1 to 3915 and encodes 1304 amino acids. The record is from RefSeq and is a predicted model, not a curated record.